CAAUGCAAAAAGUCAUUUACGAAUACCGUUAGAGGAAUCCAGUAGUAUCAAGAUGGAAAGGAGAACAGGAUUAAAAAAAGUUCAUUAGGUUUCGCCGAGUUAAACGACGUUGAAUGAAAAAAAAUACGCGUAUGGUAAUGGAGAAUGUAUAAACGGAUAUAAAAAAGAAGAAAAACAAAAUACAAGUUGAUCGAGUAAAAGGACGGGGAUUAUUAGAUAACUUGUAAAAAAAAAAAAAUAAAAAAAAAUGUGAAAAGAUUCAACAACCCACGUGGUUGACGAUAAAAGCUUGACUGAUCUCCCCCCCCCCCGCUGUUUACGUGUGGGUGUACGCACCGCAUGUACGCACGCGUACCGAACCGCGACCGAGUGUGAACGAACACGUACGAACGUUUACGAAAGCGGUAGGAUAGCGACACGCGCCCGUAGAAAGAAGGAAAACAUACGAGCAUAAUAAGAGAAAGAGAGAGAGAAAGAGGAUUAUUUUCGCUUUUGCCGGUACACACGUAUCUAAAGAGUCCACGCACUUACUUACGUAUUCGCGUGUUCUAGAAGCAUGAACAACUUUUCUUCGUCGUCGCGUCCCUACGUUGCUUUUUCUUAUACUGCGACAAAGACAACGACGACAUAGACAUAGACAUAGACGACAUAGACGACAUAUGUAACUGAAUAGAUUGACUAUAUUUGUUAUAAUUAAGUAUAUAUGCCGCGUGAUUAUGAAUCUCGGCGCGUCAUGACGCGAAAUCGGUGACGGAACGUGACUUUCGGAAAAAAAAAAUAAUAAAACAUUACAUCCACAGAGAGAGAACAAAAUAUAAGAAGAGAACAAACGCAACGUUAUUAUUUUGCAACGUUCAUACUUAUUAAUACUUAUGUAGUAGUAUUAGGAAUGACUUUAUAAAGCAAAUGUGAAAAGGUAAUAUGGUGCUGUUGUUGCUUUUUUUAUUUUCUGUAUUUUUUUUCUCCUUUCUUGCGUUCUAGCGGAAUGUGUGUAGUAGGAAAUAUCUUUGGAUAGAUCGAAGUCAAUAGUGCGUAGAGAAAAACAAUUUGAAAAGAAAUAAGUGAAUAAAAGAAGGAUGAACGGAAGUAGCGGUUACUUUUCGCGAUACUGAUCCGAGAGGUGUGUUAGAUUAUUGUGAUCGAAUAAAAAAGAAGAAGAACAAACACAACAUUUAAAAAAAUGAAGAACGAGGAGAGUGUUGAACAUGGUGAACGAUGGACGUUUCAUAGUUGGUGUAGUUGAUUAUUAAAAUAUACAGUUAGGUAAAGAUAAAUAGAUUUUAAAUAGAUAACUAAUAGAUAUUCUAAUGUGUUCAUAAUUAUAAUGAACAAAAGAACAAAGUGUACAAAUAAAUAAAUAAAUAGAUAAAUAAAUAAUUGAACAAAACGAGUAUUAUGAGUGAAUAUGAAAAAUAUUGAAAAUAAUGUUAGAUAUUAUAAGCAAGUGAACUGAGGGAAAAAAAUUAAAAAUAAAAAAGGGAGAGAAAGAAAGGAAGAAAGAGAAAGAAAGGAAGAUGGAGGAUUGAGAGGAUCACGAAAUGCCGACAAUCGAAAGGCUUGCAACAAAGAGAAACGCGAACGAAGAAUCAGACAAAAAUUCAACGAUUGAUAUUAAUACAGGUCAAGCGAACGAUUUGAAUUUAUCCGAAUUUUUGAGACCCUGUGGAGAUGGUCGCGAGACCAUUGAAGAAUCUUGCCUCGAAGAAACCGGAAGACACCAUUCGUCGAGAGAGAAACGUAGUCUUCUUGGUAAUUUUCAAAGAAGAGCUUUCAACAGGAUCAGCUUCAGAGGUGAAUCUGGACCUCUUUUAACAAGAUAUCGUCAAACAAGAUUCAGUUCAAGAAGAGUACGGAAGAGAGUGGUGUUCAAGCACGGAGAUUGCAACGUCGUACAAGGAAACGUCGCUAAACGUCGUCGUCGUUAUUUGCAGGACAUUUUCACAACUUUAGUCGAUGCUCAAUGGCGCUGGACACUUCUCGUAUUUUCAAUGAACUUUUUACUAUCUUGGCUUGGUUUUGCAUUAAUAUGGUGGUUAAUCGCUUAUAGUCACGGUGACCUUGAUCCACAUGAUUCGUCGAAUUAUACAUUUACUCCUUGCGUCGAAGAUAUACAUAGUUUCACCAGCUGUUUCCUUUUUUCCGUCGAGACACAGCACACGAUUGGGUAUGGUUCGAAACACACAACAGACGAAUGUCCAGAAGCAAUAUUUGUCAUGUGUAUACAAUCGAUGACAGGAGUGAUUUUACAAGCCUUUAUGGUCGGUAUAGUAUUUGCCAAAUUAUCUCGACCGAAAAAAAGAACCCAGACUUUACUUUUCUCGAGGAACGCUGUAAUAUGUCAGAGGGACGGUCAAUCCUGUCUGAUGUUUCGAGUUGGAGACAUGAGAAAGAGUCACAUCAUCGAGGCUCACGUGAGAGCACAAAUGAUCAAAAGGAAGGUGACGAGAGAGGGCGAACUUCUACCAUUUUUUCAAACGGAAUUAAAAGUAGGAGGUGACGGGGAGGAAGAUAAAAUCUUUUUUAUAUGGCCAACAACGAUUGUUCACAAAAUAGACGAACAUUCGCCACUUUAUCGUAUUUCCGCCAGCGAUAUGCUUCGAGAACGUUUUGAGAUAGUUGUUAUUUUGGAAGGUGUAAUUGAGUCAACCGGAAUGACGACACAAGCAAGAAGCUCUUAUCUACCGUCAGAAAUUCUUUGGGGACAUCGUUUCGAGCAUAUUAUCACGUUUCGCAAAGAAACCGGUGAAUACGAAGUCAAUUAUAGUCUUUUUAACAAUACUUACGAGGUUGAUACACCAUUAUGUUCAGCAGCAGAUCUCGAUCAAUUAAGAGCAAUACAUAAAGCUAAAGGAGAACGCAUGAGUUCAGGUGCAUUUCCAUAUCACGACGUCUCGAGUAGUUCUCUAACAACAAGUUCCGGUUCGAGUUUGGCCUCUUCUGCCGGUGGUCUUCACAUGCAUGUACCACCGUUGACUCCACCAACUCCAAUUCCGGUUAUGAUCACCGGUCCUGACGGUACCUUGAGACGGGAAAGCGUAAACAGCGUGUUACUUGAACGUCCAAUAUUUUAUACGCACGACGAGUCUACCGAUAACGAGAUCGUUUGUGGUGCUGCUACUUCCGUUAAUCCAGAGGAUUCCAAAGUACAAGAGGAAUACAAUCGUGCCUUGGAAGAUAUUAAUGCGACACUUAGAAAAAAUAGAAAACACAAUAACAAGGAUGAAAGGAAGAUUCAUCGUGAAGGCUCGAAGAGUACGCUAGAUUCAAGGAAAAGCGAAUCGAGGAUUAAUACAGAUGGAAUGAAAAGAUCCUCUUCAAGAUGUAACAUCGAUCAAUGUCAGAAUCGUAAUAAAAAAACAUGCCCGAAGUCAACUUUGGAUCCCAGACACUGCAAAUUUAAGGGCUCCCAUGAAUCACUUCGCGACGCCAUGCCGAGGAGAUCGAGUUUGUGCGAUGGUCAAAAAUCGAAAGAAAUGCACAAAAAGACUUGCUUCGUAUUGGAAAAUGAAGAUGAUACGAGAAGCGUUGAAAUAACUAUACCAACUAUAUCAACGUCGUUGGGUGUUCCUGAACGAUUGGAAUACGUCGUAGAUCCAAGGGAAUCAAAUCAUCAUUUGGAACGCUUGAAUGCUUGCGAAGACGUCUAGUGUUCAGCAGCUGGAGAGCGUGCGCAUUACGAAGCAUACCGAAUCAAGCCGAGUCCAACCGAGAUGUGAUAAUGAGACUUUGUCAAUGGACACCCCGCGAAACGUGAUAAACUGCUUAUCAAGUUACACCUAUUUUGCAUAUAAAAAAGGUCUACACCUAUUUUCUUAUUUUCUUUCUUCCUUACUUUAUACUUUCAGCUAUUAAUUGUGUCUGCCGUUUUGUUUGAAUACAUUGUAAGAAUCUUAAGGGAUCUUCUGUUUUGGACACUUUUUGGAUCUGAUCAAGAGGAUUCAUUUUGGGUUUUUAUUGUUUUCAUUUAAAGAGAAAUUAUAUAACUUUGAAAUGAUGAUGAUGAUGAUGAUGAUGAUGAUGGUGAUGAUAAUGAUAAAGAUUUCAUUCGUAAUAGAAUAUUAUUAAUCCCCAAGUUUCAUAUAACUUUUUGAUGUCAAAAGAACAAUCAUAUUCGAACAUAUUUCUAAUUCGGUUUUAAACAAAGAACGGCCACGAAAUUCAGGUCAAAUUUCAUCUCACGAUCCUCGAAAUCACGAGCUGGUUUAGCUCGACCUUCCGAGAAUGAGGCCGUAAACGUCGCGAUUGUCAUGCUAAUUGCGAACCUUGGAGAAUGAAAUUCCAUCGACUACUCAACGGUUACCCUCUGGGAAUUAUAGAUUUUAUUGCUCCGAAACGUGCGUAACCACACACAAAGGGUAUUCUUUAAUAAACAUUGAUUAUUUCGACAAAAUAUGUUGAUGAUAAAAUAUUUGUACAAAAUAAAGUCUUAAAGUAAUGUUUUAAACAAUUUUUGUUCGUAAUCUUAAACAGCUCGGAAACGUACAUUGUUUCUAGUGAGAAUACAAUGGUGAGUCGUUGAUGAUACUCGAGAAUCACGAAACUAGCCUAAGCGUAUCGCUUAGCAAACGUAACGUAUUACUUAACUUACUCUUUAUCUUUUUUUUUUGUUUUGGUUUUUGUUCUCCAAGCUCGUCCUCGCUCUGAUAGCGAAGUUAUACCGAACACUGUCAUCACCUCAGUGAAACACUCUAAAAAUCCUAAGAAUAAAAUACUACGAUGAAUAAUAAAAAAUCGACGUUUUAUCAUUUCUCAAUAGUAAUGAUUCACGAACGAAUAUAAUAAUCCUUUAA
Polistes dominula (European paper wasp) is the source of this 4790-nucleotide messenger RNA. RefSeq lists its product as uncharacterized. NCBI's taxonomy places the organism in Eukaryota, Metazoa, Arthropoda, Insecta, Hymenoptera, Vespidae. Gene Ontology annotation, cellular component: plasma membrane. Gene Ontology annotation, molecular function: inward rectifier potassium channel activity. The record is from RefSeq and is a predicted model, not a curated record. Gene Ontology annotation, biological process: potassium ion import across plasma membrane; regulation of monoatomic ion transmembrane transport.